Messenger RNA from Wyeomyia smithii (pitcher-plant mosquito), 1199 nucleotides. Its product is annotated as glycerol-3-phosphate phosphatase-like. Lineage: Eukaryota; Metazoa; Arthropoda; Insecta; Diptera; Culicidae. The record is from RefSeq and is a predicted model, not a curated record. The coding region runs from base 189 to 1109 and encodes 306 amino acids. Gene Ontology annotation, cellular component: cytoplasm. The transcript has 4 exons. Gene Ontology annotation, molecular function: phosphatase activity.
AAUUUUACGAUAACCUAAAACGAAGGAAACAAGCGUGGUGUGCAAAAUUAUGUAUCACAAAGUUCCAGAGUCUGUAGUGACAUUUUGAAAAUUUAAUAGUGAAAAGUGCUGUUAGUUUCUUGAGCCAGUUACUGUACCAGCCAUCAAAUUAGUAUAAACCGUAUCAAAGAUCCAGUUCGUCGUUAAACAUGUAUAAAGAUUCAGGAACUAAUUUCGCCUCUCUAAGUCCGACCGAAAUUAAACAGUGGUUGGAGUCGUUCGACACGGUGCUAACUGACUGUGAUGGUGUUAUUUGGGUAGACAAUAAUCCGCUGCCACAGGCGACGGAUGUAAUCAAUAAGCUAGUUGGAAAUGGAAAACAGCUCUUUUUUGUGACGAACAAUUCCACCAAGACGCGACCUGAGUUCGUAGAUAAAUCUGUCAAGCUGGGGUUCAAUGUUGGCAUAGAGAACAUUAUCUCCACUGCCUAUCUGGCGGCGCAAUACUUAAAGGCUAAAAGCUUUACCAAAAAAGUAUAUGUGAUAGGGUCGACCGGAAUUACACGGGAGUUGGACGCGGUCGGCAUUCGGCACAUUGGAAUUGGGCCGGACAACCUGCAAGGUAGCUUGGCAGAAGCUGUCCGUGGAUUCACACCGGAUCCGGAGGUCGGGGCAGUCAUUGUGGGCUUCGAUGAACAUUUUAGUUUCGUCAAGAUAAUGAAAGCAGCCUCUUAUUUGAAUAAUCCAGAAGUUUUAUUCAUCGGAACCAACACGGACGAACGGUUUCCCAUGCCGGAUUGUGUUAUUCCCGGUACGGGCGCUAUCGUGAAUGCGGUUACAACCUGUGCCGAACGGUUACCGACGGUAAUGGGCAAACCGAACAAAUACAUCUGCGAUAUCCUUGAGCAGCAGUACAAUGUGAAUCCAACGCGUACGCUUAUGAUCGGUGAUCGCUGUAAUACGGAUAUUUUGCUUGGCAAGAAUUGUGGUUUCCAAACGCUACUGGUAGAAACGGGUAUUCACAAGGCUGCUGAUGUGAAGCAAUUUGCACAGUCGGAUGAUCAGGAAACAAGAAAGCUGGUGCCAGACGUGUAUGCUGGCAAGUUGGGAGAUCUGUUGCCGUAUCUCUAAUUGUAUCUAGUGAAUUAACGCAGAGUAGCUUAAAUACGCUUUUUUACUAAUGGUUAGUCAAAUAAAAUGACAAUGAGCAUGUAAUCAAAA